GUUUUUGUCCCAUUGUUGUUGUAGAAGACGGAAGCAAAUCGUUCGCGGUUUGUAAGUGAUUCAAUUACAGCAAAUUGUGUGUUACAAAAUAUAUUAAACAUACGUUUUAACCCAUAUUUAGGCGAGAUAGUAACCUUGUGCAACAAGCGUUAUACAGUAUCAUAGAUCAGUCACAUAAUAUAGUUUCUGGAUACUUUUCGUACAGUGAAGAGCGCAUGCCUUCACGGCCACAAGGUGUUUCUGUCCAGGUGGAGCUUCUGAAAAUUAGCCAUCUUCACUGUUGCAAUCAGAACUGAGGUGAGCUGCGGAAGUCCUUAUGUCGUCAUAAUUUACCUGCUUAUUCUGUCAAUAGUUGUAGUAGGUACCAUGUCAGACUUCACCAUUGAUAUCCAGCUGACAGAACUAGGGUUCCCUGACAUCUUGCAGCCCAGAGAAAUGACCUGUGUGAAGGAAACACCAUCGCCUUCGGCCUCUAACAAUAUUUCCCCUGGAUCCCUGGCUAACCUCCAAACCCCCAGUUCCUCACCGCCUCCUGCUGCUGCACUCACCCCCACAGCUGUGGACCCAGAACUGGUCGGUGUAGAACAGCUGGUUUCUGUAGCCUCAAGGACUGCUUCUACAGUACAGCAGGUUGCCUCACAGACGGGCCCUCGCAUUACAGUAACCCCAAGUCCCUCUGGGCCCCCUGAGACACUGACAAUACUCUGCCCACCCCCUCCUUCUACACACAAACCGGUGGUAGUGGCACACACUUCACGGCCUGUUAGUCCCAUAUUGCUACCCAAGAGUUUAGUAAGUGGUCAAAGCAAUAGCCUUCACCAAAUCCCCAAAAUAACAAAAACUGUCAUGAUAUCUGUGUCUCGUGUUGGAGCUGGUACUGUGUUGACUACUGUACCAGCUACUUCCACUCCCCCUGUUGAACACUUAAGAACCAUUAAGAAGGAUUCCGAGCUGCCACUGGCAGACCAGACUGCAAUGUUUCAGACCACUCCAAAACUUGUAAACACAGGGAAGCCAGGAAGGGCGGUCGCUGAGGAAGAAGAACCAGGAGAAAAUAUUGGAGAGGGAAUAGGAGGGAGAAAUGGAGGGAAAGGUGUUUUCGAUGAUGGGAAAGUGCAAGGACUGAAAGAGAAAGAAGCAGAAGUUGCAAAGAGUUUAGAGGAGGAUUCUGAGGAAACAGAUGACAGUGAGGUUUCUGAGAAUGAGGAUGAUGAUGAAGAGGAGGAGGAGGAGGACGAACUGGACCCAGAAGCAGAGCCUGGAGGUUCAGGCGAACACCGCUGUAGCGUCUGUGACCUCGUCCUUUCCUCCAGCUUCCAGCUCCAGGAGCACAUGAACCUGCACACAGGGGCACGCCCCUACUGCUGUGCCGAGUGUGGCAAGCGCUUCUGUCAGCUGACCAACUACCGCUCCCACCUGCGUACGCACGCCCAGCCCCAGACCUCAGUCCCACCCGUACAGCUCCGCUGCCGUGUUUGCCUGAAGGGCUUCGAUUCUGAGCAGGGUUUGAAGGACCACCUAGCCAAGUCCCACUUUGAGAAGGAGUUCUAUGAGUGUGACGCAUGCAAGCGCAUCUUCACCUGCCUGACCAAGUGUGAGGAGCACCUGGAGGAGCACAAGCGCGAGCUGGCGGACCACGUGUGUCUGCAGUGCUGCCGCCGCUUCCGCCUGCGCCGCUCUCUCCGCCGCCACAAGGAGCGGGGCUGUGUCCGCAGCUAUCGCUGCACCGACUGCCCCAUGAACUUCAGCCGCAAGAAUGCCCUCCUCAAGCACAGCUUCUCCCACCUGGGCCUGCUGCCUUACACCUGCAUCCAGUGCCGUGCACAUUUCCGCCUGGCCAGGCUCUACCGUAAGCACGAGUGUGAGCCGGAGCGGCUCCACUGUGUGGCAUGCCUGGGCGUCUUUCAGAGCCACAACGACUUCCAGAGGCACAAGAGGGAGACGGGCUGCUGGGGCCAGCAGGGGACCAAGGGGGAUGAGAUCCGCUGUAUGGAGUGUGGCCAUGCCUUCUCCACGACUGACGAGCUGAAGAAUCACGCCGGGGCGCACCAGAGGGUGAUGACCUGCUCCGAGUGCGGCAAGGGCUUCCGCUCGGCCUUGAUGCUGAUGUCACACAUGGGGGGCCACGCAGGGUCGAGGCCCUGUCUGUGUAAGAACUGUGGCCUGGGCUUCCCUCACCAGCAGGGUUACGAGAGCCACCUCAAGGACUGUGGACGCAAACCCCCUCCUGUGAUGGCUCCAAAGAAACCCCGGAAGGACGCACCUGCUACUUCCAAACCGCUAUCCCAGCUCGCUCCAAGUUAUCUCCCUGUUUCUCCUCCUGUGAAGAAACUAGAGAGACAAGCGUCAGCACCACUUUCUACCCCAGUGAGAAUGCCAGGCUCUGCCCCUGCCGGAGUCACAAUGGGAAUCCCUAACACCACUGCUGUCCGUGCGGUGAGCCCUGACCAACCCACCAAGGGUCUGUGGAAGCUCAGCCUGGACAAACAGCCUCCUCCUGGGGUGUCCUUGGUCAUGUUUGUCCCUGCCAACACCCCUCUGGCCUCUGGACUCUCUGGCCCAUCCUCCACCUCCCAGCUCCCAGCUCUCUCAGGCACACAGCCCCAGUGGAAGGUAUUCAACCCAGCACCAAAUCCAGGAGCCCCUCCUCCGGUGCUGUGCCAGUCCAGCUUCACCUCUGAGCCGGGCCUGAGCCUCAUAGCAGAAGCAAACCGGCGCUACUCCUCUGAUGCCCCGCUGGAUCUGGCCUUAAAGACAACUUACUACGAACAGGAGCCUGCUAAUUUACUACCUCUUGAUCUGUCUAACAAGUCGACUUGCUCCACUCCUCCUGCUAACCUUGUAGUCAAGACUGAACCGAGAGACCCUGGGUUUGCAGAGGAGACUGAGGAAGAAGUAUUCACAAGUUUAACAGGUGAUAGAAAGGGGAUAGGAUUUCAGAGUAAGAGGGAGCCAGGGGGUGAUUCUAAAAUGGAGACUAUGGCUCAGAAGGGGGGAAAUAGAGAAGGGAGUGGAGAUGAAGACAGGCAAACUGACAACAGAGAUGAUGGAACAGCUCAGACUCAAAUGAAGAAGGCACCAAAGCCGGGAGUCCCAUCAACACUGCGGCUCCUGACCGUCAAACAGACAGAACCUUUGAAGAACACUGCCAAAGUGGAUCUAGUGAAUCAGCUGAAAAUUGAGUCAGUCAGCUCUUUGCACUCCAAAAUGCUUCGGGGCUUCGUCCAUAUAAAGCAGGAACCACUGUCUCUAGAGCCUGACAGUGGAACACAGAGCUCAAACUUCUGUUCGUACAGCCCGCUGACAGCAUUGAAGAGGAAGGUGGAGCCAGACGUGGGGCUGGACUUGAGAUGGGAUGGGGGCACCCCAGGCUGUGUGCUCGACUUGAGGUUGAAAGGAGGGAACCCAGCCAGGUGUGAUAUGGCGGAGAAAGCAGAGGAGAGGAACAUGGAAGGAGACCGUGUAGAGGAGGGGCUUGAUGGUGGCGAGAAUGAUGGUGCAACAGAGGAGAGGAACAUAGAAGGAGACCGUGUAGAGGAGGGGCUUGAUGGUGGCGAGAAUGAUGGUGCAACAGAGGAGAGGAAAGCAGAUAUGGAUGGAUUGGAGGAGAGGAAAGAGCAGAAGGAGAAGAAUGGAACCGAGGAGAGGAAAGGGGAGGAGGAUGGAACGGAGGAGACUGACGCCCCUGUUGAUGAACCCACAGCCCAUAACCCAGAGACACAGCUCCCCUCCUCUCUCAUCCCCUCUCCUCCCUCCUCACCACCAUGUAAAAGACGAAGGUCACUAAGGACAAGGGAAAAGCCUAGAGCCCUACGUGACUGUUUAUUAUAGGGGCAGUACUUUAGACAGAGUGAAAAAUGGGAUUGCUGACAACAAUGUUAAUUAGGCUGCCUUUUAAAUGGCCCGAGAAACAGAGGAAAACAUAACCAAGCUUACUGUAAAACAAUUCAUACUAGGCUUGUUAUUAAAUUAUAAUAGCAACACAUUUUGUGGAUUUGUGGUGAUUUUUAUAAACCAUGCCUCUACAUGAAUUUGCCCUCUGGAUUUGGUUGCUUUCCUGUGUUCCAAUAAUUUUUUCUUAGCUAUUGAAGACUUACUAUGUCUAUGUUAAAUGUACCUGCUAGUGUUUAGUGAGCUAGCCAACAAUCCUGGUUGUUAGCUGCUUACUGUGUGGCAAGCGAUUGAGAUUAGGGUAAAUAGUGGCUAUUGUUUUCUAUAUUACAGUAGUUGCGUAUGUUGGCAAUAGGGUCAUGCACUUCUUCCAGUGUUAUGCACACAUUUCCAAACACUCCAUAUCUAUUUGACUAUACCAACAUAAUUUAUUUGUUUUUUUUGUUAUAGGUUGUCCAGUUAGUCUUCACUUGAAUGUCAUUGUAAUUUUAGUUGUUUCUAUUCUAUAUAAGCUGCCGUAUGGGACUUCAGUCGCCAAGGUUUCUUAUUCAGGUACUGAUGGGGAGUGUUUGGGAGCCAGGAUUUAAUGUACUGUCAACUUUCUGAGAAAUGUUUCUCAACAGCUCGGUUUUUCUGUUUGAUUUGAGUUCCAUAAUGGGUAUAAUAUGCAAGAAAAUGUAUGUGCUGUCCAAUUAUAAUGUUAAAUUGACUUGUAUAUCUUUUUCUAUCACGUUGGAAUGUCUUACCCCAAAUUCAACUGAAUGGUUGCAGUGUUUUGUAGAGUUUAAAAUAUUCUGUUCUGAAAUUGGGAUCUUAAAGGAUACAAAUAAAGAUCAACAUGUCGGAA
Oncorhynchus keta (chum salmon) is the source of this 4738-nucleotide messenger RNA. RefSeq names its product zinc finger protein 341-like. Gene Ontology annotation, biological process: regulation of transcription by RNA polymerase II. NCBI's taxonomy places the organism in Eukaryota, Metazoa, Chordata, Actinopteri, Salmoniformes, Salmonidae. Gene Ontology annotation, molecular function: RNA polymerase II transcription regulatory region sequence-specific DNA binding; DNA-binding transcription factor activity, RNA polymerase II-specific. The transcript is spliced from 5 exons. The record is from RefSeq and is a predicted model, not a curated record. Gene Ontology annotation, cellular component: nucleus. Bases 367 to 3831 code for a protein of 1154 amino acids.